Pezoporus flaviventris is the source of this 1302-nucleotide messenger RNA. RefSeq names its product KLF transcription factor 8 (gene KLF8). Gene Ontology annotation, biological process: regulation of transcription by RNA polymerase II. The transcript is spliced from 5 exons. The record is from RefSeq and is a predicted model, not a curated record. The coding region runs from base 120 to 1139 and encodes 339 amino acids. Gene Ontology annotation, molecular function: DNA-binding transcription factor activity, RNA polymerase II-specific; RNA polymerase II cis-regulatory region sequence-specific DNA binding. Lineage: Eukaryota; Metazoa; Chordata; Aves; Psittaciformes; Psittacidae.
UUUUGGGGUGGGGGAGGGGAGCUCCGCCCUGCGUGGCCCCGCCCCUUCCUGGUCCCCGCCCGUUUAGUGGGGGGGCCCCACCCGGCACCGCCCCGGCGCGGGGCAGCGGCGGCUGCGGGAUGCACCCGGAGGAGGCGCGGAGGACGGGCCGAGGGAGGACGACGCCCGCCAUGAGCUCGUCGGCGCUGCUGGCCGAGGGCCCCCUCGACCCUCCGGUGCUGCUGGCGGACAUCAAGACGGAGCCCCCCGAGGAGCUGCUGGCCAGCGACUGCGGCCAGCCCCAGGCGGAGCCCGUGGAUCUCUCUCUCAACAAGUCCAAGGUGGCAGCAGCAACCUCCGCCCCCCCACCGCCGCCUCCUGUCUCGGUGCAGUCCUCCCCGUUGCUGGUGGCUCCUCCGCUCCCUGCUCCCGCCACCGUCUCCAUCUCCCCCUCCGGGCUCAGCUCCACCUCGGCCAUCCCAGCGGUGCUGUCGCCCGGCUCCAUCCUGGCCUCCACGCAGGGCAGUGGUGGGCAGCAGAUCCUCCACGUCAUCCACACCAUCCCCUCCGUCAACCUGCCCAGCAAGAUGGGCAACCUGCAGACCAUCCCCGUGGUGGUGCAGUCCCUCCCUGUCGUCUACACCACCAUGCCCACCGAUGGGGUCACCGCCAUCACUGUGCCCCUCAUAGGGGGGGACGGCAAGAACGCCGGGUCUGCUUUUCUUUCCCGCCCCCCACCAGUGAAAAUUGACCCGGGCUCCAUGUACCCCAUGGACAUGAACAGCGACAGCGAGGACAGCGCCUCUGAGAGUGGCCCGGCCCCUUUCCAGGACCUCCAGAGAGAGCCGGUGGCACGGGCACAGCGAGCAGAGUCCCCCGACCUGAAGAAGCGGCGCAUCCACCAGUGCGACUUUGAGGGCUGCAAUAAGGUUUACACCAAAAGCUCCCAUCUCAAAGCUCACCGGCGGAUACACACAGGCGAGAAGCCGUACAAAUGUACCUGGGAAGGAUGCACCUGGAAGUUCGCCCGCUCCGACGAGCUGACCCGGCACUUCCGCAAGCACACGGGCAUCAAACCCUUCCGCUGCUCGGACUGCGACCGCAGCUUCUCCCGCUCUGACCACCUUGCCCUGCACCGCCGGCGGCACAUCAUGAUGUGAGGAGCCCCCAUCCCCGGGGCUGGGACUGAGGGGAAAGUGGUGGAAAAUGGGGGUGCAUCCCCCCCUGCUCCUCUGUGUGCGAUGGAAGAACUGCAGGAGCAGAGAGGCCGAAGUCUGCCUGGUAGAGAGAGAACUGUGGCAGCUUCAGGACCCCCGCUGACAC